Molecule: messenger RNA, 2338 nt
Organism: Bactrocera tryoni
Lineage: Eukaryota; Metazoa; Arthropoda; Insecta; Diptera; Tephritidae
Gene: PH4alphaEFB
Product: prolyl 4-hydroxylase subunit alpha-1
Exons: 10
Coding region: 622-2307 (561 amino acids)
Biological process (GO): peptidyl-proline hydroxylation to 4-hydroxy-L-proline
Cellular component (GO): endoplasmic reticulum
Molecular function (GO): procollagen-proline 4-dioxygenase activity; L-ascorbic acid binding; protein binding
Source: RefSeq, a predicted model, not a curated record
AGUGCGCGACACAGUCCAAGUGGGAAGAAGUUGAGAAUCGCGUACAAAUCAAUGCGCGUUCGGACUGUAUUCAAUAAAUAAAUAAAGAAACGAAAAAGAAAAAGAAAAGAAUUUCACGCGCUUGGAAAAUUGAAUAUUUAUAUCAGUGAUGUCGGCGUACUAGAAGUCAGUUGUUAGAUUAUGUUGCAGGGUGAAUAAACGCGAGUGCUACUGGAUGCUAUUGUACAUACAUACAUACAUAUGCACAUAUAAUACAUAAGUGCGGUUUGUGAUUAAGUGGGUGUGCGUCCGGCAAACGAGGACAAUUCCUGAAGCAACAAUAAUUACAAUAAAAAAUAUACAAUCUAUAUUGUGGGUGCAUUAAUUGUGUUCGGUCAUUAGUCAACGCUGGUCAAGUGCAGCGCGUGUGCCAGGAGACAAAAUCCAAACCAAAGAUACUUACAACAACAGCAAAAAGGCAUACACAUAUGCGUGCAGAGAGCGUACAAGGAGAGCUGGGAAGAAGCCAACAAAAGAUACACGAGUAAACACACCAGCGGGCGAGAGAACAACGAAAGUCUUAAAGCAAUUUGUAGCAACACCUUACACCUUUAGGAGUACGUAUUUUUAUUCACCACCGAAAUGAUGUAUCCCAAACAAGGAGGCGUGGUGCUAACACACUUGACGAAACUUUUGUCAAUAUGCUUCGUGCUCUGUACGCUGACAAUCCGUUGCACCAAUUCCGAAGUGUACACGGCGUUGGCAGAGAUGGAAGAACUACUUGAGACUGAGUCGGUAUUAAUAACUAGUUUAGAUGGUUAUCUUAAAGUGCAACAACAAAAGUUGGACUACCUCAAAAAUAAGCUUGGCGAAUACCAAAGAGAACACGAAGACGCAGCCACAGACAUGCCGGCCUAUGUCUCAAAUCCAAUUAACGCAUAUUUGCUGACAAAACGUUUGACCACCGAUUGGCGGCAGGUGGAGAAUUUAAUGGCGCACGAUGUAGGCGUCGAAUUCCUGACUAAUAUUACCAACUAUAGACAUGUCCUGAAGUUUCCAUCAGAUGAGGACUUAAAUGGUGCGGCAGUGGCGUUAAUGCGUUUACAAGACACCUAUAAGCUAGAUACGUCCAGUGUGGCGCGUGGCAUGCUCAACGGCAUACAGUACAGUACGGCAAUGUCUUCAGAUGACUGCUUCGAGCUGGGUCGCCAGUCUUAUGUCAAUCAUGAUUAUUACCACACGGUUUUAUGGAUGAAUGAGGCAAUGACACGCCUCCAAGAGGAACCACACAAUCAAACGCAAACUUUCACACGCGCUGAUAUUUUGGAAUAUCUGGCAUUUUCCACCUACAAACAAGGUAACGUUGAAAGCGCACUUACGAUGACUAAUGAACUGCUGGAAUUAACACCCGAUCAUGAACGCGCUCGUGGUAAUAAGGUGUUCUACGAGAAGGAAAUUGCCGAGCUUAAAGCUGAAAGUAAAGUUAAAGGUGACGAUGGCAGUGACAGCACACCGGUCUCCGACUUGCCCAUCAGCAAAGGUGAUCCCAGCUUAUAUACUUUCAACGAGCGCAAAUCCUACGAAAUGCUUUGUCGUGGCGAAUUGAAGCCGUCGCCAGCGGAUUUGCGACCAUUACGCUGUCGCUAUGUGAAUAAUAAUGUGCCGUUCCUGCGUUUAGGACCACUUAAGCUCGAAGAAGCCUACUUGGAUCCAUACAUUGUGAUCUAUCAUGACGUCAUGCAAGAUAACGAGAUUGAGUUGAUUAAGAAGAUGGCACGUCCGCGCUUCCGUCGCGCUACGGUACAGAAUUCGGUGACUGGUGAAUUGGAAACCGCUAAUUAUCGCAUCAGUAAAUCGGCUUGGUUACGCACAGAAGAGCACGAGAUCAUUGAGAAUAUUGUGCAACGCACGGAGGAUAUGACGGGUCUGGAUAUGAGUGUGGCGGAAGAAUUGCAAGUUGUGAACUAUGGCAUAGGGGGACACUAUGAGCCACACUUUGAUUUUGCGAGGAAAGAUGAAGUUCGUGCUUUCCAAGGGCUCAAUACUGGCAACCGCAUUGCUACGGUGCUCUUCUAUAUGAGCGACGUAGAACAAGGUGGCGCCACCGUCUUCACAAAUAUACGCAUUGCUUUGUGGCCCAAGAAGGGAUCGGCUGCUUUUUGGUACAAUUUGCACAAAUCCGGUGAAGGCGAUUACAGAACUCGUCAUGCCGCCUGCCCCGUUCUUACAGGCUCUAAAUGGGUUUCCAACAAAUGGAUACAUGAACGAAAUCAAGAGUUUCGUCGCCCUUGUGGGCUUGAACCGGAUCAUGGCGAGUUUGCAAUCUAGUGUAAAAAUUAAAAAAUAUACAAAACAACAA